Molecule: messenger RNA, 629 nt
Organism: Momordica charantia (bitter melon)
Lineage: Eukaryota; Viridiplantae; Streptophyta; Magnoliopsida; Cucurbitales; Cucurbitaceae
Source: RefSeq, a predicted model, not a curated record
UUGGGGCACGCCUCAGAGUGGUGCAAUUGAUAGGUGCUUCGGAUCCAAAAUUCCAGUGGAAAUUAGGGUUUUACGAUCCAGGUGGGAAAGGUGAACUCAUUGACACUCGAAGGAGACGAGUCCAACCAUUUCUGUGUAGCGACUGAUACAUUCAUUUACAUCUAAUGGCGCCCCCUCCUGGCCCUUACUCCGGCACCAGCACUCUUGCUCUGGUAGCCCGAGCAUCAGCAUUCACCUUUGGUGUGGUUUACGGAAGCAUUAAGCUCAAGGUUCUGAAGGCAAAGGCCAAGUCACAUGCGAAAGCUGAAGCCAAGGCCCAUCAUUGAUGGACACAUUUACUGAUGUAGCUUGUAGCGAUGGAAGAGAUGGAGAAAAAUGUCACAUAGGAGAUCGACUCUGAUCAUUGUUUGAGGAAGUUUGAUUUUUGGCUUGAUAAUUCAUCAGAUUAUGCUUUUUACUGCUGAAACAAAAGAAAUUUACUUUGUUUAAACAAGGUUGGUAUUGCAAGUUCUGUACGGUGUAUGCUUAGUUUUUCAGUUCCUAUUGGCAAAUUCUGCCUAUGACAAGGAUAUCUUAAAAUAAAUGUGAUACACCAUCCUUUAAAUAAGGCUCGUUUGAGAUUUUUUCCC